This is a messenger RNA of Verticillium alfalfae VaMs.102, 3447 nucleotides long. RefSeq names its product ubiquitin carboxyl-terminal hydrolase. The transcript is spliced from 10 exons. NCBI's taxonomy places the organism in Eukaryota, Fungi, Ascomycota, Sordariomycetes, Glomerellales, Plectosphaerellaceae. The coding region runs from base 1 to 3447 and encodes 1148 amino acids. The record is from RefSeq and is a predicted model, not a curated record. Gene Ontology annotation, biological process: protein deubiquitination; regulation of protein stability. Gene Ontology annotation, cellular component: cytosol; nucleus. Gene Ontology annotation, molecular function: cysteine-type endopeptidase activity; cysteine-type deubiquitinase activity; protein binding.
AUGAGCUACAACAACGACAUUACAUCCCCCAGCGAGAUGGUGAUGGACACAGACGACUAUGUCGGUAUUCCGAACGAAUCCGAGAAAGAGCCUGUCGCCAUCAUCAACCCAGACAACGACAAUGACAUCGACAACUUGCAAGACCUGCCUCUGGCAACCGACCAUGAGGCCAUGAAGGAGCUGAUCCUGCCACCAUUAGCCGAAGAACCCCGCAUCUUAGAAGAUGUCGUGAACACAUGGUCGAUCCCCUCCUGGAGGGGGCUGCCAAAGCGCGAGCAUGGUCCCAUCUUCCAUGCCGGCGGCUACCCUUGGCGGAUUCUGCUCUUCCCCUUUGGCAAUAAUGUCGACCAGUGCUCCAUCUACCUCGAACAUGGCUUCGAACCGAAUGAAGUUCCAGAGAACUGGAGCUGCUGCGUGCAGUUUGCUCUAGUCCUGUCGAACCCAAACGAUCCCAGUCUCUACACGCACCACGUUGCUCAUCAUCGCUUCACUAAAGAAGAGGCUGACUGGGGAUUCACGAGGUUCUACGAGCUGCGCAAAAUGUUCAAUGUGCCGUACGAGAACGGAAGCCGACCACUAUGCGAGAACGACACCGCCAACAUCACCGCAUAUCUUCGUGUCGUUGAGGACGAGACGGGCGUGCUAUGGCAUACCUUUCUCAACUACGAUUCAAAGAAGGAAACGGGCUAUGUUGGCUUGAAGAAUCAGGGAGCCACCUGUUAUCUCAACUCGCUUCUCCAGUCCCUCUACUUCACAAACGCUUUCCGCACCCGUCUGUUCUAUCAGCUCCAGACGUCAGGAACGGCAGUAGGCACGAAUGAGCUUACCAAGUCUUUUGGGUGGGAAACGAGACACAUCUUUGAACAGCAGGAUGUUCAAGAACUGUCGCGCAAGCUCAUGGAACGCAUGGAAGAGAAGAUGAAGGGCACGCCAGCUGAAAAGGUGCUGCCUGACAUGUUCAGUGGCAAAAUCAAGACGUACAUCUCUUGUGUCAACGUCGACUACGAAUCCAGCCGUAUCGAAGAUUUCUGGGAUAUUCAGCUCAACGUGAGCGGCAACAAGAACCUCAUCGAGAGUUUCCAGGACUACAUCCAAGUCGAGAAGAUGGAUGGCGAGAACCAGUACUAUGCGGGCGACGAGUUCAAGCUCCAGGACGCCAACAAGGGCGUCAUUUUCACCAGCUUUCCUGAUGUGCUGCACUUGCAGCUGAAAAGAUUCGAGUACGACAUUCAACGAGACAUGAUGAUGAAGAUCAACGAUCGAUACGAGUUCCCAGAGGAGUUUGACGCCGCCCCUUUCCUGAUUGAGGGCGCCGACAAAUCCGAGCCUUGGACUUACCAACUGCACGGCGUGCUAGUGCACAGCGGUGACCUCAACGCUGGACAUUAUUACGCCUUCCUGAAGCCCGAGAAGGAUGGGUGGUUUUACAAGUAUGAUGACGACAAGGUUACGAAAGCGACGAUGCGCGAGGUCCUUGAGGAAAACUUUGGUGGCGAGUAUCGACUCCCCAAUGGCUCUUUGCUGCGAGCACCGCUUCAAAAGAAGGCGCCGAUCAUGCGUCAAAAUAGUGCGUACAUGCUGGUGUACAUUCGCCAAACACGCCUCGAUAAGAUUCUGCGCCCCGUCACCUCGGACGACAUUCCUACUCAUCUGAAAUCGAGAAUUGAAGAAGAGACUGCCUUGCGGGAAGCCAGGAAGAAGGAGCGUAUGGAGGAGCAUCUCUAUAUCGGUGUUAAGGUCAUCACAAACGAAACUUUCAAGCAGCACGGCGGCACAGAUCUAACCAACUUUGACCCUGAAGUGGAGGAUGCUUCGACGCCCAAGUUCUACCGGGUUCUUCGUACGAUGACUAUGGAGGAGCUCACGACCACCAUCGCUGAAGACAUGCAGCAGGACCCUCGCAACAUCCGCUGCUGGGUCAUGGUCAACCGCCAAAACAAGACAAUCCGUCCGGAUCAACCGAUCAUGGACCUCAACCCUACGGUGGAGGAGGUAUUCCAGCGAGCACAGGCGCACCGGGACCAGGCUCUCCGACUCUGGGCUGAAGUCGCGGAAGAAACGGCUUCCGACGGCAAGGCUAUUUGGCCCACCCAUGAACCCCAACAAAAUGGCAUUGUCGUCAAGAAUGACUUGAUCUUGCUAUUCCUCAAGUACUUCGAUAUCGAGUCGCAGACCCUUCGUGGCGUUGGUCAUGUGUACAUCAGCAAGGAGAAGAAGGUGGAGGAGCUCGUGCCUUUGAUCUUGAAGAAAAUGGGAUGGGGUGAAAAGUUGCCGUCUGACGAGAAAAUCUCUCUAUACGAGUUUGAAGCCGAAGCAGUCGCUGAAGCGGCUGAGUUGCAAGACGGCGAUGUUCUGUGUUCCAGCGGAGCAGCGGAGCGCAAGAGCGAAAGAAACAUUCUCGAGAAGCGUCUGCACCUCAAUGAGAAGCAGGUGUCUGAAGAAGCCACGCGAAAGUCUGAUCGCGUCGAGGAUGCUCGGGAAUACUACGACUUCUUGCACCACAAGAAAACUGUCAAGUUCCACGCGCAUCCCACGAAAUGUGACGCGGCACAGUUCCCGCCUUUCGAGCUGGUUCUUAACUCGAAGAUCAGCUACGAUGUGUUGACGGAACGAGUUGCGGCGCAGUUGGAGUGGGAGCCAACACAUCUCCGACUAUGGACAGUCAACGUGUCUACAGGCAACCCCAAGAGCGCCGUGAAGCGUGGCAACAACCAGACGCUUCAGUCCAUCUUGAAUCCCACCGGAUUCGGCAACCUGAAUGCCAGCCAAAGGACGGAUGCAUUCUAUUUCGAAGUCCUGGACAUCAGUCUUGCGGAGCUAGACACCAAGAAGAACAUUAAGAUCACGUGGCUCACAGAGGGCAUUACGAAAGAGGCAAGUUGCAUCCAGCAGGACCACCUGGAUCUCUUGGUCGCCAAGAAUGGCAUCAUUGAGGACCUCAUCCAGGCGCUCAUUAAGAGGGCAGAUCUGACUGACGAAGCCGAGAGCGGUCGAAUUCGGGUGUACGAGGCGAGCCAGCACAAGUUCUACCGGGAGCUCAAGCGGGACUACCCCGUCAUCAGCCUCAACGACUACACCAACCUGUACGCGGAGCGUGUGCCGGACGAUGAAGUCAACGUGGACGACACAAACACCAUCUCCGUGUUUCACUUCCAGGGCGAACCUAACAGGGCCCAUGGUGUGCCUUUCAAAUUCUUGCUGAUCGAGGGCGAGAAGUUUGCAGAUACGAAGAAGAGGCUGGAGAAGCGCACGGGCUUGAAGGGCAAGAGCUUUGAGAAGAUCAAGAUUGCCCUGAUCAGGAGGACGCACUUCUCUAAACCCCAUUAUCUGGAGGACGACGACGAGCUAUGGUCCAUUGCAAGUGGCGAUGAUGACUAUCUAGGCCUCGAUCACGUCGAUCGGACAAGGGCUCUACGAAACGGCGUUGGAGACCUCUUCCUUCGGUAG